AUGGCUCCCCGCUCUCGCGUUUGGCUCAUCACCGGCUGCUCCUCCGGCUUCGGCCUCGAGCUUGCUAAGGUCGCUGCUGCCCGCGGUGACAAGGUGCUCGCUGCCUCCCGCAACCCCGCCAAAGUCGAUCUCUCCCACAAGAACAUCACGGCUGUCCAGCUUGACCACAACAAGCCCCUCCCUGAUCUGAAGAAGGCUGUUGCCGAAAUUGUCAACGUCCACGGCGUUAUCGACAUUGUCGUCAACAAUGCAGCCUAUGUCCAGACCGGCACCCUCGAAGAAGCCACUCCCGAGGAGACGUACAAGCAGUUUGAGGCCAACUUCUUCGGCCCCCUGAACCUCUACCGCGCCGUUCUUCCUCAACUAAGAGAGCAAGGAUCAGGUACGCUUGUCACCAUCGGCAGCAUGGCCGCAUGGUACCCGAUGAACAGCUGCAACCUGUACAAUGCCUCCAAGGCCGCUCUUCGCUGGGCCGGCAUUGGUCUUGCCGAGGAGAUCAAGGACUUUGGCAUCAAGCACACUUUGAUCGAGCCCGGAUUCUUCCGGACCAGCUUGCUCAAGCCAGGGGCCAACUUAAGCGGCACCCCUGCCUCCACCAGAAUGAAGGAGUACGACGAAAUCAACGCCAAGGCCGACCAGGCGUUCAAGGACUUCAACGGUAUUCAGCUCGGCAACCCCGUCAAGGGCGCUGAGGUAAUAUACGAUGUUGUCACCAGCACUGGUGUUGCCGAGGGCAGGGAGCUGCCUGGAUUCUUUGCCUUGGGCAGUGAUGCCACGGCUGAGAUUGGAAAGGCUUUGGAUAAGACUAGGGAGGAUUUGGCGGAGUGGAGAGAGAUUAGCAAGAUCAGUGAUUUCCCAGAAGGAAAGUAA
Podospora anserina S mat+ is the source of this 870-nucleotide messenger RNA. RefSeq lists its product as uncharacterized. The transcript has a single exon. Lineage: Eukaryota; Fungi; Ascomycota; Sordariomycetes; Sordariales; Podosporaceae. The coding region runs from base 1 to 870 and encodes 289 amino acids. The record is from RefSeq and is a predicted model, not a curated record.